AUGGAUUUGGAUUCUGAGCAACAACUGCCGUCUCCGUCUCCUUCUACUGAAGAGCGGACGGCAUCAUCCGAGAUGACGACGCCGGAGCCCUACCAAUUCCCCACGCAAAAGCUGCGGCGACGACAAACCCAGCCGGGCAAGACCCCUCUGGUGCUGGUGGCCUGUGGCAGCUUCUCGCCCAUCACCUUUCUGCACCUGCGCAUGUUCGCUAUGGCGGCCGACUACGUGCGCAUGAACACCGACUUUGAGGUCGUCGGCGGCUAUCUGUCGCCCGUGUCGGACGCCUACAAGAAGGUGGGCCUGGCGCCGGCGAGUCAUAGAAUUAACAUGUGCGAAUUGGCCGUGCAGACAUCAAAAUGGAUCAGCGUGGACCCCUGGGAGGCAACCCAGCCCGGCUACGUGCCCACGGCCGAGGUGCUCGACCAUUUCGACCACGAGAUCAACACGGUCCUGAACGGGGUGGAGGAUGUGGAUGGAAAGCGGACCAGUGUGCGAAUCGCCCUGCUGGCGGGGGCAGACUUAAUCCAGACAAUGUCGCAGCCCGGUGUUUGGAGCGCUCGCGAUCUCGAGCACAUCCUGGGCGACUUUGGCGUCUUCGUGCUGGAGCGGGCAGGCACCGACAUCGACGAGGCGCUGGCCAGUCUCAAGCAAUGGGAGGACAAGAUCUACUGCAUUCCGCAGGUCAUCCCCAAUGAGAUUUCCAGCACCAAGGUCCGGCUGCUCCUGAGGCGGCAGAUGAGCAUCGACUACCUGACGCCUGACGUGGUAGUCGACUACAUCGAGGAGAACGGCCUGUAUCGAGAGGAGGAUGCUGCCCAUACGGGGAAAGGAAAGGCCAAAGCUAGCCCUAGUACGGGGUGA
Molecule: messenger RNA, 861 nt
Organism: Rasamsonia emersonii CBS 393.64
Lineage: Eukaryota; Fungi; Ascomycota; Eurotiomycetes; Eurotiales; Trichocomaceae
Product: Nicotinate nucleotide adenylyltransferase
Exons: 3
Coding region: 1-861 (286 amino acids)
Biological process (GO): NAD+ biosynthetic process
Molecular function (GO): nicotinate-nucleotide adenylyltransferase activity; nicotinamide-nucleotide adenylyltransferase activity
Source: RefSeq, a predicted model, not a curated record